AUUGUUUUCGAUAAGUUCAAAGACCUUAUGGGAGGCCGCGUGCGGAUUAUGCUAACGGGAUCGGCCCCCCUCGAUCCCCACACCCUGGAGCGAAUGCGCGCCUUUUUCUGCUGUUGGAUUGUAGAGGGCUAUGGCAUGACGGAGACGAUGGGCGCCUCAUUUCUGACUUGGAACGUUUACGAUAGAAACCCGGGACAAGUGGGGGGAGUGUUGCCUUCUUUAGAGUUUUGUUUGUUGGAUGUAAGUGAGACGAUGAGCAAAUACUCGAUCCGGGAUCCGAUCCCCAAGGGCGAGCUCUGUGUCCGAGGCCCCACUGUCUUCGCGGGGUACUUCCGCAAUAAGACCGAGACAGAAAAAGCCAUGGAUAAGGACGGCUGGUUUCGUACAGGAGACGUUGUUGCGUUGUUGCCCAAUGGAGGCGUGCAAAUCAUUGACAGGAAAAAGAAUAUCUUCAAGCUUGCGCAGGGUGAAUACGUCGCCCCUGAGAAGAUCGAGGCAGUGUACCUGCACAGCCGAUUUGUGGCUCAGUGUUUUGUCUUUGGAUUUUCGUCGGAGACUUCGUUGGUAGCUGUGGUGGUGGCCGACCCUGACCAGACGCUACAGUGGGUGCGGGAGACGCGAGGAGCUGCAGCAGCAGAGGCCCACACUUUCGCGGAGUGGCUGGAAGACCCGGAGGUGCAGCGAGUGAUACAAGAAGACAUGCAGCAGGUGGCUAAGAAGCAAGGCCUGAAGGGCUUUGAACUUGCACGAAAGGUUUACUUCCGUGCUGAACAAUUUACCGUAGAGAACGGACUCCUCACCCCCACCUUCAAACUCAAAAGGCAUUACGCACAAGAGGUGAGCUGUGCAGUGACAAACACGCAUGGAGAUGUAGUGGAAAAUUUGGAGUGGCAGUCUACGCACAUUCGUCUGUAA
This is a messenger RNA of Eimeria acervulina, 915 nucleotides long. RefSeq names its product long-chain fatty acid CoA ligase, putative. The annotation marks the transcript as partial. The transcript is spliced from 4 exons. The record is from RefSeq and is a predicted model, not a curated record. Gene Ontology annotation, molecular function: long-chain fatty acid-CoA ligase activity. NCBI's taxonomy places the organism in Eukaryota, Apicomplexa, Conoidasida, Eucoccidiorida, Eimeriidae. Gene Ontology annotation, cellular component: membrane; endoplasmic reticulum.